Eurypyga helias (sunbittern) is the source of this 2367-nucleotide messenger RNA. RefSeq names its product poly (ADP-ribose) polymerase family, member 9 (gene PARP9). Gene Ontology annotation, cellular component: cytoplasm; nucleus. The transcript is spliced from 8 exons. The record is from RefSeq and is a predicted model, not a curated record. The coding region runs from base 1 to 2367 and encodes 788 amino acids. Gene Ontology annotation, biological process: positive regulation of type II interferon-mediated signaling pathway; negative regulation of gene expression. Lineage: Eukaryota; Metazoa; Chordata; Aves; Eurypygiformes; Eurypygidae. Gene Ontology annotation, molecular function: transcription corepressor activity; ubiquitin-like protein ligase binding; NAD+ poly-ADP-ribosyltransferase activity.
AUGGUCAUGGUUGAACACAGCUUGAUGAUCCCCAUCAGCAAAGAGGCCUAUGAAACUCUUAAGAAAAGAGAGGACUGCCUAAAUAAUCUCACUUACAAAAAGUUUGCUUGCACAUUGACCUUCAAGAGUACAAAAUGCACUGGUGAAGUAUACAGGAAAAAGCUGAAGCAGGGAAUUGACAUUUGCGUUUGUAAGGAUGAUCUCACAAGACACAAGGCCGAUGCUUUGGUGAACGCAGCCAAUGAAUAUCUACAUCACGAAGGAGGCCUUGCUUUAGCCCUUGUGAAAGCUGGAGGGCCAGAAAUACAACAGCAAAGUGAUCUUCAUAUUCAGAGGCAUGGGAAGCUCACACCUGGCAAGAUCGCAGUGACAGGUGGAGGGAAGCUUCCUUGUAAGAAAAUUAUUCAUGCUGUUGGUCCAAGGUGGUCCAUGUAUGAAAGGGAUAAAUGUUGUAGCAUCCUUCAGGAAGCUAUUGUGAAUGUCCUGAAGUACAUUACUGCUCCAGAAAAUACCAUCGAGUCCGUGGCUAUCCCAGCAGUGAGUUCAGGUAUUUUUGGCUUCCCGCUCAGUCUCUGUGCUCAAGUGAUUGUAGUGGCUAUAAAGGAAUUUGUUGAGGCAAGUCCUCCCAGCUCUCUCAGGGAAAUCCGCCUGGUGAACAUACAUGAGCCUACAGUUGCAGAAAUGAAGAAGGCCUGCGAAGAGUUUCUGGAUGGUGCCGGGACACUGCGGGAAACUCUUCCAGUUUCCCCAGGCCAGCCUUCAGCUUUCCUCAGACAUGGAGGCAUUCGCUUGCGCCUUGUAAGAGGACUGCUGGAAGAGCAGAAGACUACGGCUGUCGCUCAUUUUGUGUCCGUGCUUGGCGAGCCGUGCGUUCCAGUUUCAAGUGGACUGAUGGAAAAAGCGGGUUCAGCUCUUCGGGAUGAACUUAAAUCUCAUUUUACACAUCCUUCGUCUUUUAAGGAUCUCGUAGUAACAAAAGGAUAUAAUCUGCCCUGUGAUUUUGUACUGCACAUUGUCUGGUUUCAGUAUCAGCACAGGUCGCGGCUCUGUGAGGAAUUAAACACUGCAGUGGCAAGAUGCCUGCAUUUCCUCCAGAGCAAGCAAUCUCCCUCAGUUUCUUUUCCAACAAAAGGGAUUUGGUCGUUAGAGCUGUCUAUGGAUGAAGUGGCAGAGAUCAUGAUUGAAGGGGUUUUAAAUUUUGCCAGGGCACACCCUAAGAAGAAGAUAGAAGUGCAGUUUGUCCUUUCCCCAGAUGACCACCACGGCUAUCAGGUUUUCCAGAGAAAAUUGUCUUCAGCAACACACAAACUGGAAGAAGCGAAACAUUCCAGCACAAGCGAUCAUUUGAUCUUUCUUCCACGUACAGAGUCAGGCAGUCAGAGCAUAAAAGAGACUGCAAAUAAUGAACCAGCUAUUAAGCUUAGCGGGAGCACACCUACAGCACUGGAAGCGACAGAAUCGUGGAUCCAAAGCGUGGUGCAAAUCCUGGGAAGUCACCGUGCUGUUCUUGAAAACAACUACAUUUUUAGCCUGGGUAAAAAGGAGUUUGCGGAACUGUCUCAAGAGCAGCAUUCUGGUGUAUGUGUAUCGGAGGAAGUGAAAGGUGGAAAAGCAAGACUGGAAUUUCAGGGCCCUCCUGAUGCUGUGAUUGAUGCAGUGCUUGCGGCUGAAAAAUUACUGCUGCGCAUGCAGGAGAGGACCACAGACAAACAAGAGGAACUGCUGUACUUAAUGGGCUACCCAGAAGCAGGGCAGCUUGCAGGAGGACACAGUCACAAGACAAAUACCACUCAGUACAUCCAGAUUUCACCAGUGGAAUCACACCUUCAGGAGUUUAAAGACAGACAGAAACAGUUUGAGAAAGCUGGACUUUGUGUUCUCAAGAUUGAAAAGAUACAUAAUCCUCUUUUAUCUGCUGCAUUCCAACAAAUGAAAAAAAAAAUAGAGGAAAAGCAAGGUAUCUCCAAAAUAACCCACAAGUUGUACCAGCAGGUUCCUGCCAACUUCUGUAGCUCGGUGUGCCAGACUGGAUUUCACAGGAUAUAUUCUCCACCAACAGAACAAAAAUACGGAGCUGGCAUCUACUUCAAAAGGAAUCCAAAAAGCCUCGUCAAGGAUACAGGUCUGUGGGAAACGGACUCUAAAAUGUACGUGUUUGAGGCUGAGGUACUAACAGGCUUAUACAAGAAAGGCAAGCUGUCUUACAUCACGCCACCGGCGGUGGGGGGGGACGUCACGGAGGCAUAUGACAGCUUAGUAGAUGACGAGAACAACCCUGACACCUUUGUCAUCUGCAGCAGCAUUAGGGCCCUGCCGCAGUAUUUGCUGACUUGCUUCCCGGAGAGGGAGAGAGGUACGUCCAUCUGA